AUGGCGUUCAGCAUGGGCGCGAACUCUGCGGGGAGCACUGUUGCAGAGUUGGGCCCUGAACUUCCAGAUGUUUAUGCGGAGGAGGUCGGUUUCAAAGGCGUUUCUGGCGAUAGCAACGUCCAAUUCCUCCCUACGCCCUGGCCUACCGACGCGCUUCCUGCCCCAACCUCCACUUUACUCGCCGUUGCAGCAACAAAAGGCAUAGCAGUCGGAGCGGGUCCAAACUCUCUGUCUGUUGCGUCUACCGAAGCCGUAAGGGCGGCAAUAUCUGCCGACGGUGGGAAGGACAAAGUCAAGACAAAGUCGUUUCAACCACAAACAACCAUCGCGCUUCCCGGGAGGCCUACGCACAUAGCCUUCGCAUCUGGUGAUAGUGCAUUAGUACUCGCCACCGAGAACGGAUCUCAGCUUUCUGUUUUUGAGACAGGAAGUCUACUACAACCAAAUGCGCAACCAGCAAUAUCCAUUCCUACCAAUGGUGCCACUUUCCGAACUGUUUGCCCCAAUCCAGCGCAGGCCGAAGAUUCCCAUUCAUCCCUCGUAGCUCUUGUUACAACUUCCGGUGAACUACUGAUUGCGGACCUCAAGGCCGGGAACCUCGUUGCGGGACCGCAAGGGAACAUCUUGAAAACCGAUGUUAGCUCUGUUUGUUGGAGUAAUAAAGGAAAGCAACUUGUAGCUGGUCUGGUGGAUGGAUCUGGCUAUCAGAUGACGCCAGAGGGCGCCCAGAAGGAUACCAUCCCCAAGCCACCCGACCUCGCGGAGCCCUGCCACGUGUCAUCCAUCGCAUGGCUUGAGAAUGAUGUUUUCCUAAUGGUUUACACUCCAAAUGCUGCCGAAGACGACAUGGGGAUGACACCCUCGUCAUCGUAUUAUAUUAUCACCAGAAAAAAGCAGGCUCCUUUCGUGAUACAGAAACUACCCGAGCUGACCAGUCCUUUUGGUUAUAAACGCGCACCUGCUUAUCAGUUCAUUGCGCGGCUCCGCUCCUACAAGCCGCACCUAUCUGACGCCUUGAUUGUGUCAUCAACGGCUUCUGCGGAUGUUGGACUAAUUACGAGGGCAGAUCAACCGCUGGCAAGUGACGAUAGCGCUAAGGCUACCGUGGGGCUAUUCACGACGACAGAAUUGAAUGAUGAUGCGAAGAAGGCUUCUGUCCCUUUGAAAGAUUCAAUCGAUGAGACCUCGGUGAUAGGUUUAGCACUCGAUCUCUCUAGCACAGAGUCUGUGAUAUCUCCCAUUCCAGGGGAGGAUAUCAAUGAGAGCUCAACUCCCUUGCCAAACCUGCUUCUACUGAAUCAUGAGGGCAUCUUAUGUUCUUGGUGGUUCAUAUAUUCCGAUGCGGUCCGCCAGAAUAUCCCAUACGAUGGCUUAGCCUCCGUCAAGCCGCAACAACAGCAACAGACCACGUUACAACCGCAGCCAGUCCAACCUCAGCCUACGGCGCAGCCAUCUUUCGGACAGCCUGCAUUCGGUAGCCCAGCUACCCUAGGAGCAUCCACUUUUGGCUCUACAGGUUUCGGGAAACCCUCUACCGCACCUGCCUUUGGGAGUCCGUCAGCCCUGGGAACAUCCCAGCAACCCAGUUUUGGAAAAACAUCUGCGGCACCUGCUUUUGGGAGUCCGUCGGCUCUGGGUGCUUCGCAGUCAAAGUCUUCCUUUGGUACGCCUGCGUUUGGUGCCCCCGCUGCAUUAGGGCCGGGUGCACCGCAGUUUGGUAAAUCUACUUUUGGACAGCCAUCGACGCCAGGAAAAUCGCUUGGCUCACUGCCAUUUGGGACGAGUGGUGCUAGCUCUGGAGGCGGCUUUGGCUCGUUCGCAAAUGCGGGCGGCGCGGGCGGCUUCGCCAGCCUGGCCACCUCAAAACAGUCUGAAAGCUCACCCUUUGGCAAAAUGCCCGCCGAAAGCCCUUUCGGAAAACCUUCUGGUACGUCAGCAUUUGGUGCUCAGUCCGAUAGCAGCACUUUCACGUCUCAGAAGACGGAAGAACCAAAGGCAGCUUUCGGCAUGGGGUCUAGCAGCUUCGUCUUGGGAUCGACCUUCAAGGGAGAUGGCACUGCCGUUAACGACGCGCCCAAACCGGAUAAGCCUUCUGGAAUGUUUUCAGCGCUUGGGUCAUCGAUCGACGAUAUGGUGUCGACGCCUAACAAGGCCAGCCCGCCCACAGAAGCUAUGGAUGACACUGAAGACUCGAAUUCUCCUGGCCAGGAGCCCCCUGAGGCCAAAGAACCCGCACCAUCCUUGUUCGGUGCCCCAUCGAAGUCCGCCCCUGGGUCUUCGGUCUUUGGCUCUCUCGGGUCUCAAACCCAAACCCAGCAACCGUUUGGCUCAACUCAAACGAACAAGUCACCAUUUUCACUAUUGGGCAAUACCACCACUGAAAACCAAGCACCAAGCCCUCCGUCAGCCCCAUCGGAGAAGACUGCAAUCGCUAGCCCCCCUUUAACGCUAGCCAAAUCACCAGAGCCAGAACCGCCCCUCCCUCCUGACUCCACAAGUAGGGCCGUUUACGGACCAGGUGAUACAUCCGCAUCAUCAAAUGUUUCCAAGAGUUCUGUUGAUGACGCACCUUUACCACCUGAUUUCACCUCGCGGCCGAAGUCUCCCGAACCCCAAAGCGAACUGCCUUUACCACCGGACUUUACCACUCUGAAACCAAAAUCGGAGGAGCCCGAGGCUGCAGAGGAAGCUCCACUGCCUCCCAAUUUCGCAAAAACCAGUGUACCGUCCGCGAAAGAGCCGCCUCCGAUUCUCGAUGACUCGGAUGCAGAUGAAUCAGAGAAAGGGCCUCAGGAUGAUGAUGAGUCUGGAUUUGAGGACAGUGGGGAAGAUAUUACCCAUGAAAUCAGCCAGCCUGAAACCGAAGGGCCAAGCGUCAAAUCGUCACAGGAGAGUUCUUUCGAUGUCAAACAAGAAGAUGAAAGUCCAGCUGAAGGAUUGUUUGGCAACCAGCUUUCACGGCAACAGCCGCGACAGUUGUUUGGUGAAAUAAGCAAGCCCCUGUUUCCACCAGCGCAGACCCGUGAACUUCCAAGGUCACCUAGCCCUGUACGACCUGCUCGCACUCAACAAGGUCUUCCGAAACUUGAGAAUCUCAGGUCGGUCAGUGCUCCUCACAAACCGGGAAGCGCUCUUGCAGCUCGCAAGGCCUCUCUCACUGAACUAGCCAAGCGCGAGACUCAGCUAAAACCGGAGCCCAGCCGUGCACGGGAGCCGCGUCCUCAGCUGUCUAUUCAAGCACAGGAAGAAGCCCUGUCAGAUGAUGAGGAUGAAAGACUUCGCGCGGAUCUCAGUCGACCUCUGGAACCUGUCCCUACACUUGAUCCUUUCCUACCCCACCAAGAUUACACGGGUCAAACCGCGAAGCCCGGCAUUCCUGGUCAGAUUGAAAGGCUCUACCGGGACAUCAACUCUAUGGUUGACACCCUUGGCAUUAAUGCGCGGUCAUUGUCUUCUUUCCUCCUAUAUCAACAAGAAUCGACGAACUCCGAUUGGGUUAGCACUUUAAUGGGUGACAGUCCCGCCGAUAUUCUAGAUGAGAAACACCGUCUUCGACAAAUUGAGGAUUUGGAUGAUACUGUUGCUAUUCUCAGGGAUUCACUAGAAGAACAACGGGUACAAGGCGUUAAAGAAAAACUGGAAAGCUGUAGAGAAAUGCUAAGCAAAGAAAUUCUCACCCUUCGCAGUCAGUGUGCAAGUAUCAGAAAGACUCUCGAUGCACACACUGAUGCUGCUGCAAUCGUUUCUGCGCCUCUUUCUGCCGAGCAGGCGAACCUCCAGCAAGAUCUUCGCACCUCGUCAGCCGAAAUCCAAACCAAAUUGGUAGACCUAGAGUCUGCGGUGUCUCUUCUACGAGCUAAGAUUGCCGAUGCCCCGCGCGCCGAUGGGUCGCGGCCGACAACAAGGCGACCAACAGUUGAGGCUGUCACAUCGACCAUCGCUACGAUGAUGAACAUGGUCGAAAACAAAAGCGGCGAUAUCGACGUUUUAGAAGUCCAAAUGAAAAAGCUCGGCUUUGAUACCUCGGUGACACCCACCAGCCGAGAGGGGUCUCCUUUCACGACACCUAGAAAGGGACUUGGAAAACUCCCCGCUACUCCUGGAUCUCGUGGGACUAUGGACGACCCGAUCAGUCUAUAUCACACGCCAGAUUCUGCUGCCCGCGGAAACUUCCGGUCGAGUGUCAAUGGGUCGGCAAAAGCAAGCAGGCUUCGAACUAUGGAAGCCGUCGGCGAUGUUGGUAGCAAAAGAGAGGUCGCACAAUGGAAGGCCAAAAUUCAGCGAAAACAACAUAUAAUGGGGAGCCUAAAAAAGGCCAUUGGGGAAAAGAAAACGAAGGUUCGGAGCGUGGAUGAUCAAUAG
Molecule: messenger RNA, 4362 nt
Organism: Aspergillus puulaauensis
Lineage: Eukaryota; Fungi; Ascomycota; Eurotiomycetes; Eurotiales; Aspergillaceae
Product: FG-nucleoporin NUP159
Exons: 3
Coding region: 1-4362 (1453 amino acids)
Biological process (GO): RNA export from nucleus; protein import into nucleus
Cellular component (GO): nuclear pore
Molecular function (GO): protein binding; structural constituent of nuclear pore
Source: RefSeq, a predicted model, not a curated record